AUGGAGCUCCUGGGUUUCGGGCAGCAUCCUCUCGAUCAUCACUGCCGCCUGUCUCGCCGAGGCUUGUUCGAGCUAUCCUGCCGCUGGGUCCAUUUACUACUGGGCAUUCCGAUCGUGGGGGGUGGACGCCUGGGACGGCUCAUCUCAUUCCUGGUUGCGGCAUGGACACUCGUGGCAUGGACGGCCUUUCUCGCAAGUGAUUCAUUUGGUGUGGCCAACUACCUGAUCUCGGAGGUCGUUGUGUUCGACCCGCACGCAAGCUUCCCCCACGCCACCUCGGAUGUACGUGCUCGCGCCAUCGCCUGGGCCUUUUCCCUGCUCUUCCUCGCCAUCGCUACCGCCCUGAACUUCCUGCCCCCGCGGAUGUACUCGUGGGUGUUCCGCGCCGGCGUCAUCGUCAUUGUGAUUGACAUGCUCCUUAACUUUAUCUGGUUGCCUAUUGGUGUCUCGCAGACGUACGGGUUCCAAUCCGCCGACUUCGUUUUCACUUCAACCUAUAACGGCGGUGAUACCAGUCCUGGCCUCAAUUGGGUGCUCUCAUGGUUCUUGGUUGGCUCUUGUCUUGUUGGAGAAGACGCCUCUGGUCAUGUAGCCGAGGAAACAAUCUCGGCUAAGAAGGCCGCUGCCAAGGGUGUUUUCUGGUCGACUGUCGCCUCGGCGCUGUGUGGCUUUCCGAUUAUUGUACUCUUCUUGUUUUGCAUGCCGUCCAUUGAAAAGUUCUACGACACCAGCGCGCCUCAGCCGUUCAUCCACAUGUACUCAAUGGCGCUCGGCCGGGGUCAUGUUGUGAUGACCGUCAUCUCAAUGAUUGGAGCGAUCCUAAACACCUCCAUCUCACUGGUCGCGGUGUCACGACUCGUCUUCGCCGUCGCUCGUGAUGGUGUCUUCCCAUUCAGCGAUGUCUUAUCACGGGUUUCGAAGUCCAAACAGCCUCGCAAUGCAGUCAUCUUCAUUGCAGUCAUUGCCGCGCUUCUGCUGUGCACCCAGUUACCGUCCCAGGUCGCCUUUUCCAGUCUGAUUUCGACAUCAGCCGUGGGUUCAAUCGCAGCAUACAGUCUCGUCGGCCUCGGUCGCACUUUCGUGACACGCACGUCAUUCCGCCCUGGCUUUUGGGAUAUGGGCUGGUUUGGUGUGGUGGCAGCCAUCAUUACAUUUGUUUGGAACGGGUUCUUGUUCGCAGUACUUUGCGCUCCGCAGUACUCGGACAGUAUGAUCGAUAAGGAUUCCAGCCUGUUCAAUUAUGCGAUUGUCAUCAUGGGAGGCGUCACGAUUCUCGCACUGGUGGAGUGGUGGCGCAAAUCGAAGAAGGAGUGGUUCCAGCACCUGAAGCCUACCGACUGGGAAUCUGAAACAGAUGCCUCGGUUGAACGGGAUGGGCGAUCGGGGGCGAAGGCUGAGGCCGCCGCGGUUUGA
Molecule: messenger RNA, 1413 nt
Organism: Penicillium lagena
Lineage: Eukaryota; Fungi; Ascomycota; Eurotiomycetes; Eurotiales; Aspergillaceae
Exons: 1
Coding region: 1-1413 (470 amino acids)
Biological process (GO): transmembrane transport
Cellular component (GO): membrane
Molecular function (GO): transmembrane transporter activity
Source: RefSeq, a predicted model, not a curated record